GAAUCGAACAAGAACAUCAUACGGCUAGGUGCACCGUGCAUGUGGCAUACCGAGAUUGCGAAAAACGGGAUACGGUGCUUCGGUGGACAAGGCCAUACUGUAUUUCAUGAGAUCCAUCAUGGAUGAACUUCGACGUGUCAAGCGGGGACGAGGUGGUGGUGAUUCGGGGACGGAAUCCAUUGCCGAUUUUGCUGAAAAUGCCGGUCCCGCCUUUGCCCAUCAUGACAGCGAUAACAAUCGGCAAUUCGCCAGACCGAAGACAACACAAUUUAAAUGCGUGCCGCGCUACACCACGCACUGAUGUUCACAGCAUAUUCGGGACUCAUUUUGAUUUGUGUACAAUAAACCUGACGCCGGAUUCAUCGCGUACGACUUGGAUCUCCGCUUUUACCCUAUGGCAGUUGUUUGUCUGUUGGAACCGUCCGGCUGAUGUGGUUGUCGUACGAAGCAGGGAAUAAUAUUGAACCGAACAGUAUUCAACGAUCGUCGAUAUAUCACGCGGAGCAGGGAAUCAGUAGAGAGGGAAAUGGAUGAGUGCGCUGAGAGUCCUGAGCUGUCAGCCAGCGCUGCUCAACAGUAGGCGCACAUGUGAUGCAUAAUAGUCCACCGCGCCUUGUCAUUCCGCGCAGUUCCCUUUUCCCGCUGCAUGCGCUGUUUCCUUCUGUGAUCCCUGGCAGUGUGGCGCUCCCUUUCCAGGGUCCAUUGUGCGGAUCUGUAGCUGCUGCUAUCGCCGAGCGCAACUAGUCACCAAUCGGUUGACCGUGUUGCCAUUGUUUUAAUUUUGAGCCUUUCCAUCGCAUUCCUCGUAACAAUGGCGGCACCGGGCAACAGCGGGAUGGAACAGCUGAUCCCCAUUGUCAACAAACUGCAGGAUGCUUUUGCCCAGUUGGGUGUGCCCUUAUCGCUGGAUCUGCCACAGAUUGCUGUGGUCGGCAGUCAAAGCGCCGGAAAAAGUAGUGUCUUGGAGAAUUUUGUCGGCAGAGAUUUCCUUCCUCGAGGCUCUGGAAUCGUUACACGUCGACCUUUAGUGCUGCAGCUAAUUAACAGUCCAACCGAAUAUGGAGAAUUUCUACAUCAGCGCGGCAAGAUAUAUCAAGACUUUGAUGCGAUACGUAAGGAAAUCGAGGAUGAAACAGAACGUGUUACGGGUAGCGAUAAAAACAUUUCACCGGCUCCCAUCAACCUCCGAGUGUAUUCGCCACACGUGUUGAACCUAACGCUGAUUGAUCUUCCUGGCAUGACCAAAGUGCCCGUUGGUGAUCAACCGAUUGAUAUUGAAGUUCAAAUUCGCAACAUGAUUCUGACGUUUAUUUCUAACGAAAACUGCCUAAUUUUGGCUGUAUCUCCGGCCAACUCGGAUCUCGCUAAUUCGGAUGCGUUAAAAAUUGCAAAGGAAGUUGACCCAGAAGGACUGCGCACAAUUGGCGUUAUUACCAAACUGGAUCUUAUGGACGAAGGCACGGACGCACGGGACAUAUUGGAGAAUAAACUGCUGCCUUUGCGCCGUGGAUACAUUGGCAUUGUUAAUCGCAGCCAGCGGGAUAUCGACGGGAAGAAGGACAUCAAAGCCGCACAAGAUGCGGAGAGAAAAUUUUUCAUUACGCACCCAUCUUAUCGACAUAUUGCCGAACGAAUGGGAACAUCUUAUCUCCAACGCGUCCUGAAUCAGCAGCUCACCAACCACAUUCGUGAAACUCUUCCUGGUCUACGGGAUAAACUGCAGAAACAACUAUUAGCCAUGGAAAAAGAUGUGGCCGAGUAUAAGAAUUACCGCCCAGAUGAUCCUGGUCGUAAAACCAAAGCGAUGAUGCAAAUGAUUCAGACUUUCGCUGUGGACUUCGAAAAGAACAUUGAAGGGAAUGCUAUGGGAACAGGUGAAAUCAACACACUGGAGCUGUCAGGUGGUGCAAAAAUCAAUCGCAUCUUCCACGAACGAUUUCCAUUUGAAAUUGUCAAGAUGGAAUUCGAUGAGAAGGAGCUGCGCCGCGAAAUUGCUUAUGCCAUCCGCAAUAUCCACGGCAUUCGCGUGGGAUUGUUCACGCCUGAUAAAGCAUUCGAAGCCAUGACUAAACGACAAAUUGCCCGCUUAAAGGAGCCAUCACUGAAAUGUGUGGAUUUGGUGGUAGCUGAAUUAUCCAGUGUGAUUCGCCGAUGUAGUGAACGGAUGAAUCGAUAUCCUCAUCUACGGGAGGAGAUUGAGAGGAUCGUUGCGCAACAUAUUCGCGAUAGGGAGCAGUUCACCAAAAAUCAAUUGAACCUCCUGGUUGAGAUCGAGCUGGCUUACAUGAAUACCAACCACGAAGACUUUGUUGGUUUUAGCGCUGCAGCUGCUACGAGCGGAUCAACAGACCAGUCCGCAGCCCAAGCAGUGAAAAAGAUCGGUAACCAAGUUAUACGAAAAGGCUGGAUGGCGAUACACAAUUUCAGUAUAAUGCGCGGUGGCUCGAAAGAGUUCUGGUUCGUGUUAACCAGCGAAAGUUUAGCGUGGUUUCGGGACCAAGAAGAGAAGGAUAAGAAAUUCAUGCUGAUGUUGGAUGGGCUAAAACUGAAGGAUUUGGACGCGGGUUUUCUAUCACGCAGGCCUAUGUUUGUAAUUUUCUAUCCCGAUGGCAGAAAUGUUUACAAGGAAUUCAAGCAGCUUGAGUUGUCCUGUGCCAGCCAGGAUGAUGUGGACGGCUGGAAAGCGUCCUUUUUGCGGGCGGGUGUGUAUCCGGAGAAGCGAGUAGAGGAGAACGGUCCACACGAAAAUGUAAUAAGCAUUUUUUUGUUUUAUUUCGAAAUAUUGCAUGACCGUUCUUUCUUAAAGGGCAUGGAUGGUUCGGCGGACACCGCGUCCAUUGAUCCACAGCUGGAGCGUCAGGUGGAAACGAUUCGCAAUCUUGUCGGUUCAUACAUGCAGAUUAUCAAUAAAACAAUCAAAGAUCUCGUUCCGAAGACCGUGAUGCAUCUGUUAAUGAACGAAACUAAAGAGUUUAUACACGGUGAGCUGCUAGCUCAGUUGUACUCCACAACCGAUCAAUCACAGUUGAUGGAGGAAAGUCCCGAAGAGUCCCGGCGGCGCGAUGAAAUGUUGCGGAUGUACCAUGCUUGUAGUGAGGCUUUACGAAUCAUCGGUGAUGUGUCCAUGCAAACGGUGUCGACACCCCUACCGGCUCCCGUUGCCAAUGAUUGGCGUAUUGGAUUAGAUCCCGGCGGCGGCGGAGCUCGGCGUCCUCCACCUUCACCGCAGCCCGUUCGACCUCCUGGUCCAGGUCUUCCACCCGGAGGGCCAGGCGGUCCCCCGCCACCGCGUCCAGGCGGCCCGCCACCACCGGGCUUCCGUGGACCACCGCCGGGAGGGCCCCGAGGUCCUCUUCCACCAGGCAUGAUGCCACCGGGUAUGCCGCCCAUUCGACCGGAACAGGUGCGAGCCGGCCUGCAGAUGGCUGGCCAGAUGAUGAACAUGAUGCAACAGAUGGGCCCGGGUGCGCCUCUCGUGCCGCAGCGACCCGGCCAAGGGGCUCCCCCGCCGCCUCAGAGAACUCCGCAGUGAGCGGAAGAUUUAUCAUAGGAUUGUUCAUGUGGUUUGAUUAUUUUAUCCUGAGAUUGUCUUGUACUAGUGGAUUUUACCGCGCAUGAGAGAAAUAGGAGGCACUGCAAUAAUGAUUGUAUUGUCCGCUUGUAUUGCUGGAGUUGAUUAUGACCUAUCUGUGGAACAGAAAGUAUCGCAUGUGUACCAAGUGUUAUACAGUUUUGUGCGCUUUAAUCGUCUAUUUGGCUACAAGUGCUGUGAUUUGAUUUUAAAGGUUUAAAGUAUUUCUUUGAGGUAUGGCUUUAUCUGGAGUAUUUAUUGCAUGAAGCGCUAAUGGUAUGGGAGACAAUAAAUAGCUGGUAUAAGUGGAA
Messenger RNA from Paramacrobiotus metropolitanus, 3882 nucleotides. Its product is annotated as dynamin-like. NCBI's taxonomy places the organism in Eukaryota, Metazoa, Tardigrada, Eutardigrada, Parachela, Macrobiotidae. Gene Ontology annotation, cellular component: plasma membrane; synapse; microtubule. The record is from RefSeq and is a predicted model, not a curated record. Bases 812 to 3532 code for a protein of 906 amino acids. Gene Ontology annotation, biological process: receptor-mediated endocytosis. The transcript has 14 exons. Gene Ontology annotation, molecular function: microtubule binding; GTP binding; GTPase activity.